This is a messenger RNA of Iphiclides podalirius (scarce swallowtail), 723 nucleotides long. NCBI's taxonomy places the organism in Eukaryota, Metazoa, Arthropoda, Insecta, Lepidoptera, Papilionidae. The record is from the annotation of a GenBank genome assembly.
AUGGUCCUCCGAAAUCUUCUGGUUUUGGCGAUAAGCCUCGCCGGGGCUAUAGCCUUUAUCCCCCAUGGUUCUAUUGGGGAAAAGGAGCCCAUAAUAACCGAAGCUUUGCUUCGUGAGGUAGUGGAGCGUAUGGGCAAGGAUUUCAACGAGGCCGCUUCCCCGUUCCUCGGGUUCCCGCCUGCCGACCGCCAGCUCGCGAUGAUGGCGCGCGCCAGCAAGGCACUGGAGCACGAGCAGCUGGACUACGACUCGUUGAUAGACGGCAACCCCAGCCCCAGCCUGCGCGACCAAGAGUACCUGCAGCACAGCUCGUUGUGGGGCCAUCAGUACGUAACCGGCGGUGCAGGAGAGGGUGAACAGCACCUCCAGCCCUCCGGUCUGCUCCCCAACCGUCAGAUGAUCAAGACGGACGCAGUGCUGCCGGCCUACUGCAACCCGCCGAACCCUUGCCCCUUUGGAUACACCGAAGACCAGGGCUGUAUCAUCGAGUUCGAGAACACGGCCGCCUUCAGCCGCGAAUACCAGCUGGCGCAGCGCUGCAUGUGCGAUGGGGAGCACAUGUUCAGCUGUCCCCCCGACAGCUCCUCAGAGCUGGAGCUGCGUUUCCCCGACCACCACAAGAACCUGGUCGCGAAGAAGUAUAAGCCCGAUAGGGGGAAUCCUUACCUGAUGGGGGAGCGCCUGCCGAUAGCGGCCAAAAAAGGCUUCGAUGUCCACGUGUUU